ACGACAAAGGUUACCGCCAAGCUGGUAGAUGAGAGACAAAAGGCGACCUCCAUUGCCCACCCAGCCUGCAUUCGCACACGUUACUCGCCAGACAUGCCUCUUUGGGCACAAUAUGACGAUUUGCGAAUCCCUACAGCUGUGGUCAAGCCCUCCGUUCAAAUAUAUGUCGCAGGAUGUGGUUCAGCUCCAUGCAGCCUCACGAGCACACUGGGAAUAUUUAACAUCUGCAUUUGGGUACCUACCUCUAAAUAUGGUGAUUCCCAGCGCCAGCAAUAUUGAGCUCAUAACUCACCGAACAGCUGUUACGAGAAGGCACUAUACAAGUAACGGCCGGCGUGUAGGAGGGCAACAAGCAUCUCACAUAGCGCUCAAUAGGUAUUUUAUCCUCCCGUGGUUCGCUUUACUGCGAUGGAGGAGACUUUCCAGGGUCCCGGUGUUUAGCCCACCAUUGUUACUGUGCGGAGUGCUCCAUUGCACAAAGAGAACUCCAUCAGACGGCCGGGCUUCCGGACUGUCGGGCAUGAAGGUCCCCGUACGAACUUCUGUGUUCAUUGGUUCUCACAAAAUCUUGAAAAAAAUUGAUGGAUCUGGUGGUGACGAUAGGGGUGCAGUUUGGCUAGGCUGCUAGGGUACUCUAGCUACUCUAGCUUGCUUCACAGGGUUGGUGAGACUGGCGGGAUUUUUUUACAUACAGAACAUGGAAGAGCGGCGGGGUUAGUGUUCACCAACCCGGGCUUCGUAGCACCCCGCGCCUUCCCCGUGGCCUUGGGACAUCGUCCCGUUUGUCCGUUCUCCCGAGCUUGUGGAUAGGCAUCUCUAUCAUGAAAUUUUCCCAUGCAAUGAUGCAACACGCUUUACAGAAAUGUGGUCCAGCAGAGACGGUGAGAGAAUCCCUAUCUCGGAUAUAACAUGAUGCGGCUUGUGUGGACAAUGAGAGGACUUGUCUUUUGUUGCAUCGUUUGCUCAGAGUCAGCGCAACUUCGUAUCGAUGGAUAGUGUCGAGGUCAGCGUGACCACCAUCACUUUGACGCCCAUUUCGCGCAAUACGAAGCUGACGGCUUGCCCUUUUGGGGAACUGAGAAAGGGCAUGACCCAAUCACAAUUUUUUGAUCCUACACAACCCCCUUGCUUUCAAAAUAUUCGCCGUCGACGUUUCGACAGUUGAAACGCACGCUCAACACAAAGCCGAUGAACAACAGGGAGAUAAACCUUGUAUGGUUAGUUCUUCUUCGAAAGUUACACCAAUAUUCAAUACAAAAAGACUUCUUUCGACGUGCGAGUCGCACGUAUCCGGGUAGACCAUCAAGAGACGAAGAGCCUACUCUGGCCACCUGCAAUUGGGUUGCACGACGCGGUGUAAGGAGUGUGGGAUGGAUGGCUUUAGUUAGCGAUCACACUGACUGAAGAAGAUCGCUACUACUUCAAUAUCAACCCCGUGGGGACGGACCUAUGUGAGGUUUUUCCCUUCUC
Neurospora crassa OR74A is the source of this 1470-nucleotide messenger RNA. RefSeq lists its product as hypothetical. NCBI's taxonomy places the organism in Eukaryota, Fungi, Ascomycota, Sordariomycetes, Sordariales, Sordariaceae. The transcript is spliced from 2 exons. The coding region runs from base 29 to 628 and encodes 199 amino acids. The record is from RefSeq and is a predicted model, not a curated record.